AGCUCCGGGGGGUGGGGGCUGGGGGCCGGGGGCCGGGGAGGACGGGACGGCCAGGGAGCCCAUUCUAAGGCUCGGAGGCGGGGACAGAAGUCUCCGGCACACUGGCCCUCCCCUUUAAAGAAGCAAAAUCCUCACACACCGGAUUCUUUGGAUGGGAAGAGACCUUGAAAGGACCUCUAGUUUAUCCUGCAACUUCAGUCAAUAUCCCACUUAAAUCAUCCCAGAUUGUUUUCCCCAUAGGUAAUAGAGAAGAGGAAACCUAACCAAUGACUGUGGAAUAAUAUGGAAGAAGAUGGGAAAAACUUGUUUAAUGGGUUGAAAGAGUGGAGACUUCCAUAAGACAUGGAUAGAUGCAAACAUGUAGGGCGGUUGCGGCUCGCCCAGGACCACUCCAUCCUGAACCCUCAGAAGUGGUGCUGCAGGGAGUGCACCACCACCGAGUCCGUGUGGGCUUGUCUCAAGUGCUCCCACGUGGCCUGCGGCCGGUACAUUGAGGAUCACGCCCUUAAACACUUUGAGGAGACUGGACACCCCCUAGCCAUGGAGGUCCGGGAUCUCUACGUGUUCUGUUACCUGUGCAAGGAUUAUGUACUCAAUGAUAACCCGGAGGGUGACCUGAAGCUGCUGAGAAGCUCCCUUUUGGCCGUCAGGGGCCAGAAGCAGGACCUGCCGGUGAGGCGCGGGCGGACGCUGCGGUCCAUGGCCUCGGGUGAGGACACGGUCCCGCCGCAGCGCGCCCCUCAGGGACAGCCGCAGAUGCUCACGGCUCUGUGGUACCGGCGCCAGCGCCUGCUGGCCAAAACCCUGCGGCUCUGGUUCGAGAAGAGCUCCCGCGGCCAGGCGAAGCUGGAGCAGCGGCGGCAGGAGGAGGCGCUGGAGCGCAAGAAGGAGGAGGCGCGGCAGCGGCGGCGCGAGGUGAAGCGGCGGCUGCUGGAGGAGCUGGCCAGCGCUCCUCCGCGCAAGAGCGCGCGGCUGCUGCUGCACGGGGGCCGUCUCAAGCCGCGCCGCGCGCCCGCGGUGGCGCCGGGCGUCACGGGCCUGCGCAACCUGGGCAACACCUGCUACAUGAACUCCAUCCUCCAGGUGCUCAGCCACCUCCAGAAGUUCCGAGAGUGUUUUCUGAACCUCGACCCUUCCAAAACGGAACACCUGUUUCCCAAAACCGCCAACGGGAAGGCUCCACUGGCGGGCCGGCCGGCCAGCACCUCGGCCACCGAGCUGUCUCCGAGGAGCGACAGGGCUGAGUCGUGCGAGCGGGAGGGCCUCUGCUUGAACGGCGGGGCCUCCAUCAGCAGGAGCCUAGAACUCAUCCAGAACAAGGAGCCGAGCUCGAAGCACAUUUCCCUCUGUCACGAACUGCACACCCUCUUCCGAGUCAUGUGGUCUGGGAAGUGGGCCCUGGUGUCGCCCUUUGCCAUGCUUCACUCGGUGUGGAGCCUGAUCCCCGCCUUCCGCGGCUACGACCAGCAGGACGCGCAGGAGUUUCUCUGCGAGCUGUUGCACAAAGUGCAGCAGGAACUCGAGUCCGAGGGCACCACACACCGGAUCCUCAUCCCCUUCUCCCAGAGGAAGCUCACCAAACAGGUCUUAAAGGUGGUGAAUACCAUAUUUCACGGGCAGCUACUCAGUCAGGUCACAUGUAUAUCAUGCAAUUACAAAUCCAAUACCAUUGAGCCCUUUUGGGAUCUGUCCCUGGAAUUCCCUGAACGCUAUCACUGCAUAGAAAAGGGGUUUGUCCCUUUGAAUCAGACAGAGUGCCUGCUCACUGAGAUGCUGGCCAAGUUCACAGAGACAGAGGCCCUGGAAGGGAGAAUCUACGCUUGUGACCAGUGUAACAGCAAACGACGAAAAUCCAAUCCAAAACCCCUUGUUCUGAGUGAAGCUAGAAAGCAGUUAAUGAUCUACAGACUACCUCAGGUCCUCCGGCUGCACCUUAAAAGAUUCAGGUGGUCUGGCCGUAAUCAUCGAGAGAAGAUUGGGGUCCAUGUCGUCUUUGACCAGGUAUUAACCAUGGAACCUUACUGCUGCAGGGACAUGCUCUCCUCUCUUGACAAAGAGACCUUUGCCUAUGAUCUCUCCGCAGUGGUCAUGCAUCACGGGAAAGGGUUUGGCUCAGGACACUACACAGCCUAUUGCUACAACACAGAGGGAGGUUUUUGGGUCCACUGCAAUGACUCAAAGCUGAAUGUAUGCAGUGUCGAGGAAGUGUGCAAAACUCAAGCCUACAUCCUUUUUUACACUCAAAGAACAGUUCAGGGCAAUGCAAGAAUCUCAGAAACCCAACUCCAAGCUCAGGUGCAGUCCAGCAACAACGAUGAGGGCAGAUCACGGACCUUCCCCUGAUUGGGAGGCACGUAUCAAGGACUGGCUUGCUUUUAAACUAUUGGUGUCCAUACAUCUUUCCUCUUAUAGGAAAUAAGGUUUACUGCAGGAACAGAUAACUAGGUUUGCCUCACUGGGUCUAGAGCAGAAGGUGCCAGGUGACUCGUGUUCUAUCAUAAAAUUUGUAGUCUCUUUUGAAUGCAUUUGGAAAUUCUCUCCUUUGAUAAAACAAAUCAAAAGGAGUAAUUUCUAUGAAGAUUCUCUCACCAGUUGCUUUUGAAUAUAGAGGGGUCUGGGUGGAAGAAAAAGGGUGUAAAUUGAUUAUACCAGCCAGGAGAGCAGCCAUGUUUUCUUUCCAUUCUGUGAUUCCCCUGCUAAUCAGGACCUGCUUACAGCUCCAGAAGAACCCUCCUGAUGUGAGAAGCCCUGGACAGAGCACGUGAGGAGGGGCCCUGGGCUGGCAGCUUGCUGGAUGGGAUUGGUUCCAAGGCGGGAGGUGAAGUCUAAGGAUUUGUUCCUACAAAGGAAGUAACCCUCAAGUGUUGAAAACUUGCAGACUUCCUUUUGUAGGGGAUAGCGGUUGAAGAGUGGAAUGCGAUGCAAGAAGCAAAUUUCCCUGUGUAAAAUGGGAGGUUUUUCACGUGUCAGACCCUCCCUGGCUGCUGCUGUCACAGAUUUAAUCAUUCCACGUCUUCUGAGACUGGCACGAACAUCCCUUCAUUCUAAGGAAGGAGCAGUUCAGAUGGGGAAGCAAUAAACUGGUACAUGACGUGUUCUUUGUUGCAAGCUUGAGCCUAAGGGCACUCCUGGCUACCCACUUCUAUCCCUGGUUCAGGUCAGGUCAAGGUCUAGGGUUUGGUUUAAAUUGGUCUUUAGGUCAGCUGUCUGAGGCCUUCUCAGAACUCAGUUGAGGGUGGGCAGGGAUAGCCGGUGGUCCAGGGCUUAUGUGAAUGCCUAUCACCCAUUCUCAUCUUGGUGCAGCAUGCAGCUUUUUUUAGCCUGUAGCUUCUUUCUUGCACCUGGAGGGCUAGAAUAUUCUUGUUCACCACAGGUUUGGGAGCUUUUGCUUUCCUACGGCUUAGGAAUCUGCCCUUUAUAUUUCUGAGCAGUUUAUUGCUGAUGGCCCUGGCCUAUUUCCUCCCAAAUCUGAAAAUCCCUAGUGUUUCUUUACCCAACCACACUCAGUCCAUCAGAGAAAAGCAAGAGUGCCCUGUCCUUUACUCCAGUGCUAGUAAAAUAUAUCUUUCUUUUAAAACUGGGUCAGUUUCUAAGUGGAAUGAGAUUGUUCCAAUGAAAACCCUCCUCCCCAUUAGGCACUACUGAAUUUCCCUUCUCAAUCCUUCACUUAGACUCGCCAGUAAUGGUGAAUGCAAACCAUAACUCUCAUUGUCGGGGUUGCUGCAGUCGGCCUCAGCCUGUCACUAUGAAUGCUUAUCUUUUGACUGAGUAUAUCAUAACAAUAUUUCAAUUCAGGUAGAAGUACAGUUGUCACUUGAAGGGAGUAGAUAUGGAAGGGAGUUUGGGGAGGAGUGGGAAGUUGGGAAAAGAGGCUAAAGAUUAAGGGUCAUAGCUUUAGUGAUGUUGACGAGCCACAUUUCCCAAGCAGAUCUGUAGCAUCUCCUGUUGACCGCUUUUGAGAUGAACUCUCCCGUAGGACCUGCCAGAUAGCACUGAGACAUGGAGGAAAUUCAGACAGAAAAUGGCUCACCCUGAUAAGGAAGGGGGAGUGACUAUAUUUUAAAUUAAACUUGCUUUUUCCAACACUGUGAGGUUUCUGUAAUAUUUAGCUUUUAUUUGGAAGCGAUAGCGUAUGGCAUUUUUUAUGCUGUUUGGUUUAUAUUGUCUACUGCAGGCUUCUUUGUACAAGCUUGACCGGGGCUCACCCUCUCCUGGACACUGUUUUAAAGUGUCAUAGCUGCCCAUGCUGCCAGAGGCUCUGAUGUGAAGCUGUGCUCUCUAGAUCCACAUUUUUAAGUCAACGUGAUUGGUGAUGACUUUCUGUGGCAAUAGAAAAGCCCAUUAACUCAAAAAAACCAAGGAGAGUAAAAAGGAAAGGAAAAUAUAAACUGUGCCUCAUCUUUCAUUGAUAUAUUUAUUAUUCUAGGAAAAGAGAACUUACAAAUGGAGAACUAAUAGAGCAUCUACUUCAUCCCUCAGGCUAUCCAGGGGGAAAUACUU
Messenger RNA from Ceratotherium simum simum (southern white rhinoceros), 4500 nucleotides. Lineage: Eukaryota; Metazoa; Chordata; Mammalia; Perissodactyla; Rhinocerotidae. The record is from RefSeq and is a predicted model, not a curated record.